AAAACACAAAAAACUUUAGCUCGAGAGAGAACGAAUAAGAUAAGAUCGCGAGAAUGAGUAGAGGGUGGGUAAUUUUCAUGUUCCUGAUUGCUGCAAUUGUACUUUGCAGUCAUCAUACAGUGGCGGUAGAAAAUACCGCCAUCUAUUCGCAGGCACGCACUACCUUGCCUAAUUGCAGUAACAGCGAUAAAUCGAAAAUAAAUAAGUGUAUGACAAAUACAACCUCUAUAGAUAAAUGUUGUCCAUUAUUUAAGAGGACAAUUGGUACUAACUGUAAGUGUUACCGUUAUGCCAAGGAUUUGGAUAAUCAAGCUUUAAUUACUCUUCAGGCUUAUUGUGAUGUCAAUAAUCCAUGUAAGCGUGUCCAAAGAGUGGUAGCAGAGGCCGUUGCCACCAUUUCUGCCACCCCCCGCCCGCUCCCUCGGCUACAGCCAAAAUGCAGUGCUACUGAUGAAGCAAAGGUUAAAAAAUGCAUGACAAACACAACCUCCAUGGAUGCAUGUUGCCCAACAUUCAGAAGCAUAUUGGGCAGGAGUUGCCCUUGCUUUGCUUAUGCCAUGCUAUUAGAUAAUCUGGCUUUGAUUACUAUUCAGGCUUAUUGUGAUGUUAGUAAUCCUUGUAAGCAAGUCCAAGUGAUAUGAUCGAGCUAGCAAAGAUGGAGAUGGAAGAAAAUAACAAUAAUGAAACUCAUUUCAAGAGAGAAGAAAUGUUGUAUUGUUAUAUCAAUAAGACUUUUAGCAAUAACUUGUCGUUAUUUUGAUA
Molecule: messenger RNA, 762 nt
Organism: Nicotiana tabacum (common tobacco)
Lineage: Eukaryota; Viridiplantae; Streptophyta; Magnoliopsida; Solanales; Solanaceae
Source: RefSeq, a predicted model, not a curated record